This is a messenger RNA of Aspergillus chevalieri, 1551 nucleotides long. It is a transcript of the gene spp2, whose product is annotated as spliceosome ATPase-activating subunit SPP2. The coding region runs from base 1 to 1551 and encodes 516 amino acids. The record is from RefSeq and is a predicted model, not a curated record. Lineage: Eukaryota; Fungi; Ascomycota; Eurotiomycetes; Eurotiales; Aspergillaceae. Gene Ontology annotation, biological process: mRNA splicing, via spliceosome. Gene Ontology annotation, molecular function: nucleic acid binding. Gene Ontology annotation, cellular component: spliceosomal complex. The transcript has a single exon.
AUGCCACCACCCGAAGACGCGAAUCCCCCCCAAAAGCCCUUCUCCCUCUCCCUCUCAAGUACCUCCCAACUCAAAAAGCCCUCCUUCAACCUCAAACCCUCCUCCCGCGACCCCUCCACCCAAAACCGUGCCCUCCCCCGCCGUCCACACCAUCUCCACCAUGACUCCGACUCCGACAACGACGAGGAAACCCUCCCAGCCGCCGAAGCGGUAACAGGCUUCGACACGCAUACCGGUGCAGCGAUCGCGGCGGACGGCACCAAGAUCAGCGCCGAAAAGGAGAAACUGGUUAUACCCGUUGUCAGCGGGAAUAAUUGGCGCGAGCGGCCGGGGGUAAAUAUCCGGGCGCGGGGGAAGAAUCUGUUGCCGAAGGAGGUGCAGGCGAUACGCGAGGCUGAGAAGAGGGGUGAGACGGCUGGGGAUAAUGUUGAGAGGGAGGGGCCGAGUAUGGCGUACGGUAUUAGUUUUGCGCAGCCGUCUGGAGACAAGAAGGCGGAUGGGGAUGAGGAUAGAGAGAUGAAAGAUGCGGAUAAGGAACUGGCGCCUGCUACUGAGGAGCGGAAACCGCGGACGGAGGAUGAGAUUGCGCUGCAAGCUCUUAUUCGGGAGACUAAUGGGGAGCUACAGGGGUCAGAUUUGAUUAUUGAGUCUGCGAAACGCGAUGAGGGGGGAGAUACUGGGCCGCGAUAUGAUGAGACGACCUCCUUCCGCGCUGAUGUUGAAGCGCGGCCUGAGCCUGCGACAUUAGACCAGUACAAUGCGAUUCCCGUGGAGGAAUUCGGUGCAGCGCUACUACGGGGUAUGGGUUGGAAAGACGGACAGUCAAUUGGGAGGGGGAAUUACGGCUCGACGGCGAAUCCCAUCCGUCCGCGCAUCCCGGAACGACGACCAGGAUUCCUUGGGAUCGGAGCGAAAGAUGCCUCUGGCGGUAAAGGCGCGGAGAUGGAACUCGGCGCUUGGGGCAAAUCGGCGAUGCGCAAGGGUGCUCGAAAUGCCGAGAAGGAAGGUGGCGGGAGUACUGAAGGUGUUUAUAUGCCCGUGAUGAUGAGAAACAAGCAGACAGGGGAAUACAUAACCGAGGAAGAGCUCAGCGCUCUCCAGAAAGAAGCCAAGGCCCGGAAAGUCGACAAGGAUGAUGAGUGGAAGGAGCGACGGGAUCGCAAUCUGGAAAAGAGUGGGCGCGAUCGGGAUCGGGACCGGGACCGCGAUCGUGACUACAAAAGACAUGACUACGACGAUGACGACCGUUACGAAAGACGGAAGGGGUCCUCGCGACGGGAUAGAGACAGGAGCUCGUCUGGUGAUCGCCAUUUGAGACGUGAUCGGAGAGACAACGAUAAUCGAUACUAUCGGGACCGGGGCCGGGACCGUGAUAGUACGAGGGAUCGUGAGAGGGAGAGGGAGCGCGACAGGGACAGAGACAGGGAAAGGCGUCAUCGGUACCGUGACGACGACCGGUACAGUUCGAGGCAUUCGUCUUCCAGACGUGACCGGGAUCGGGACCGCGAUAGUGACCGCGAUUCGCACAGGAGGAGACGUGAUGACCGAUAG